Messenger RNA from Paraphaeosphaeria sporulosa, 533 nucleotides. Its product is annotated as SET domain-containing protein. NCBI's taxonomy places the organism in Eukaryota, Fungi, Ascomycota, Dothideomycetes, Pleosporales, Didymosphaeriaceae. The transcript is spliced from 4 exons. Gene Ontology annotation, molecular function: protein binding. The record is from RefSeq and is a predicted model, not a curated record. Bases 51 to 533 code for a protein of 160 amino acids.
AACCGUACCAAACAACUUAAAGUUCCCACUUGUCAGCUUGCCAACACAAUAUGCAUCUGGAAUCCACGCGCAUCCCGCUCGAGCGCUGUCCAGACCUCGUCAUCCUCACAGACACGCCAAAAGGAAGAGGCGUUUUUGCUACCAAAUUGAUCACCGCCAAGACCGUGCUAGAUACAUGUCCCGUCUUGAUCUUGGGCAUCGAAGAGAACAAGAGGCAUAUCGAGCAUACGUCGUUAUACCACUACACGUACAACUGGCCCAUAACGGACAAGGAGGGGAAGAAACAGAAAGCACAGGCGGUCAUAUUCGGUCUUGGGUCCAUGUUCAAUCAUUCCUCACACGACCAAAAUGUGGUAUGGGAUCGCGACCUUCUGCGCCAGAUGAUAACGUAUCGCGCAUUAAGAGACAUUCAGCCUGGGGAAGAGCUCUGCAUAUCAUACGGCGACCACCUGACUUUCAAGGAUGCAGAUGCUCCACCUCUGCCCCGACCAGAGGACGAGAUAGAGCAACUCAAUCGAAUACAGCUAGACUAG